GGUACAAGGCAGGGGUCGGUGCUCGCCAUAGACUUGCGCUGCGGUGACCCAGAACGCUCGCAGUUAUCGCGUUCACUACUGCUUGGUUCACUCGCCACCUUUGCAGCUGCAACAUGGACGCGACUAGUCACGUUGUCAACUUCGGGCCGGGGCCUGCCAAGCUGCCGCGCUCGGUGUUGUUAGAGAUACAAAAAGAGUUAUUGGACUACAAAGGAGUUGGCAUUAGUGUUCUUGAAAUGAGCCACAGAUCUUCCGAUUUCGCCAAGAUCAUUAACAACACAGAGAAUCUCGUGCGGGAAUUGUUAGCUGUUCCAGACAACUACAAGGUGAUUUUUGUGCAAGGAGGUGGGUGCGGCCAGUUCAGUGCGGUUCCGUUAAACCUGAUUGGCCUGAAGGCAGGAAAGUGUGCUGACUAUGUGGUGACAGGAGCUUGGUCAGCCAAGGCUGCAGAAGAAGCCAAGAAGUUUGGGACUGUGAAUAUCGUCCACCCUAAACUUGGGAGUUACACCAAAAUUCCAGAUCCAAACACCUGGAACCUCAACCCAGAUGCCUCCUAUGUCUAUUAUUGUGCAAAUGAGACGGUCCAUGGGGUGGAGUUUGACUUCAUACCUGAUGUCAAGGGAGCAGUGCUGGUUUGCGACAUGUCCUCAAACUUCCUGUCCAAGCCAGUGGAUGUUUCCAAGUUUGGUGUGAUUUUUGCUGGUGCCCAGAAGAAUGUUGGCUCUGCUGGGGUCACCGUGGUGAUCGUCCGUGAUGACCUGCUGGGGUUUGCCCUCAAAGAGUGCCCCUCAGUCCUGGAGUACAAGGCACAGGCCGCAAACAACUCCUUGUACAAUACGCCUUCAUGUUUCAGCAUCUAUGUCAUGGGUGUGGUCCUGGAGUGGAUUAAGAAUAAUGGAGGUGCCUCAGCCAUGGAGAAGCUUAGUUCCAUCAAAUCUCAAAUGAUCUAUGAGAUCAUUGAUAAUUCUCAAGGAUUCUAUGUAUGUCCAGUGGUGCCCCCAAAUAGAAGCAAGAUGAAUAUUCCAUUCCGCAUUGGCAGUGCCAAAGGAGAUGACGCUUUAGAGAAAAGAUUUCUUGAUAAAGCUCUUGAACUCAAUAUGAUCUCCUUGAAAGGGCAUAGGUCUGUGGGAGGCAUCCGGGCCUCUUUGUAUAAUGCCGUCACAAUUGAAGAUGUUCAGAAGCUGGCUGCCUUCAUGAAAAAUUUCCUGGAGAUGCAUCAGCUAUGAACACAUCCUAUCUAGUCUAUACUCUGCCCUUGAAUGACAUAUACAAUUUAAAGUAUCUUGGGAAUGGCUACAAAAAUUUAACAAAUACAGUAUUUUUCUCAAGUGAACAUGCUUAUUCUAGAUUCUUUUUUUUCAAAGAAAAAUAGCAGAACAUCCACAGCUCUGCCGAGCUGGUGGGACCUAAUGGCCACUUUAAUUAUGACUUGAACUGGAAGCCUUUUUAUGAAUUUCCUCUUGCUUUUCUAAUGAAUUGCAGCUUACUUUGUCCCUGCUGCUGCUUUUUCUAGCUAGAGCUCAGAAUUCAAAUGUACCUGUGGACUUAAUAAUGUGGGCUGCAAUUAAUUAUUUUUGGAAUUGUGGAAACACACAGCAUGGAGGGUGGGUGGGGCCCUCUAGGUGCUAAAUUUAGACAGGAGUGGGGUCUUCCAGGUUCUGUAGCUGUUGAUCAAAGUCAGCACUGAUCAUUUGGUGAGCGUUCGGGAGUACCAGUCAAAAGGGCAAACCGUAGAUCUUUAUACUGUUAUUCACGUAAACAGAUAAAAGUGACAUCUGACAGGGUGUCCCAGAUGUCACAAUAAUGUGCGUAGGGAAAAUGGGAAAUUAUAGCUAAAUGUACCUUUAUUCACAAAAUAUUCAUUAGGAAAUUUUAUAAAAUUGCACGUUGAUAUGUAAAUAUAAAAAUAUUAAAAAUAAGAGUUUGUUAAUUUUUCCUAUAUAUGGCAGCCCUUGGGACACCCUGUAGGAUUAUAUAGCGAGGUCUGUUUUUAACGCCAUGUACUUUACAUCUCUAUGCAUUAUAUUUCUAAUAAUACAUUUCUCAGUGAUAACCGGGUAGAGUCUUGUGGAAUUUGUUAAAUCCUUGACCUUGUGCAUUGUAGCAUCCUAUUAGCAAGUCCUUUUUUUAAAAGCUGUUCCAUGGAAAAGAUCUAGAAGUUCUUGAUUCAUUUUUACUCUUCUUUCAGUAGGUAGCAGAGAAGGUUGUUUACGGCUUAUUCUUGUUUGUUUUAAAUAUGCUGUUAAACUAAACAUCUCUGUUAAACCCUAUCUUUUGUUUUCUGUGUUUGACCAGAGUGAUACUUUGAGUUCUAGAUCUUUACUGAAAUGCAUUUCCCCCUAUUGUUUAUCAAUUGUCAGUAUUUUGUGUUGAAUAUGUG
Molecule: messenger RNA, 2380 nt
Organism: Otolemur garnettii (small-eared galago)
Lineage: Eukaryota; Metazoa; Chordata; Mammalia; Primates; Galagidae
Gene: PSAT1
Product: phosphoserine aminotransferase 1
Exons: 9
Coding region: 114-1226 (370 amino acids)
Biological process (GO): L-serine biosynthetic process
Cellular component (GO): cytoplasm
Molecular function (GO): pyridoxal phosphate binding; O-phospho-L-serine:2-oxoglutarate transaminase activity
Source: RefSeq, a predicted model, not a curated record